Epithele typhae is the source of this 582-nucleotide messenger RNA. RefSeq lists its product as uncharacterized. Lineage: Eukaryota; Fungi; Basidiomycota; Agaricomycetes; Polyporales; Epitheliaceae. The coding region runs from base 1 to 582 and encodes 193 amino acids. The record is from RefSeq and is a predicted model, not a curated record. The transcript has a single exon.
AUGUUUCUCACUCCCAACGAAGCCAACGGUAACCUACCUUGGCUCCAGUGGGACAUCCGCCUACCCUCUCGCCUCGCUCAACGGAGGAAUCAUUACGCGCAGACCAAGCGGCUUUGCUCGAAGUACCGGAAACAGCCCGCGACGGUCCCCGGGCUGUCGUGGGUCAAGAUCUCGUACAACGCGACGAUCGUGAGCGCCUUCAGCAACCGCUGGGGCGACAUCCUGGUCGAGAAGCCCGCGUCCGCGGAGGCGGUGACCAUGGGCGAUGUCCUCGACGCCAUCUACGACUUCUUCCAUCAACAAGUCAGGCACGAAGAGAUGUUGGACUUCAGGUCCUCUGUGCCAGAAGCUUGGGCAGCUGCUGAGAAAGCUUUCUAUCAGCGCUGCGACCAAAGCCCUGGUAUCACACAGGUGGAGGUCAGCGGAGGCAUGCGUCGCGUCGACUGCCUGGGUGAGAGGCACACCUUUUGGGGAAUGUGGGUCAUGCACACCUGCGAGCGCAACGUCGUAACCCCCUGGCUCAACCUUGGCCUCAUGCCGGACCUACCUCCGGGACAAUUUACGAGCAUGGGAUGGGAAUAG